This is a messenger RNA of Trichophyton benhamiae CBS 112371, 3012 nucleotides long. RefSeq lists its product as uncharacterized. The record is from RefSeq and is a predicted model, not a curated record. Bases 1 to 3012 code for a protein of 1003 amino acids. The transcript has a single exon. NCBI's taxonomy places the organism in Eukaryota, Fungi, Ascomycota, Eurotiomycetes, Onygenales, Arthrodermataceae.
AUGGCUCGCACUCGAUCCCAACCUCUCUCGCCAUCUGGCUACCGGAUGUGGCAGACACCACCCCGAACCCGCAAGCAAACUGCAGAAGCUGCUCCUGCCGCAAAGGCUGCUGCCCCCAAGGCACCCAAGUCGGCAACUACGCGCGUCACAAAAAGCAAAGCCAAGAAAGGCAAGAAGCCAGCUCCAAAGAAGCGCGUUCCCGGAAGCUACGAUGACUCGGACGAUGAGCAUGAAGAGGCUCCUUCCCCGGCAGAGAGCAGCACUGCUCAUGGAAGCCACGGCGAAAAGGUCAACAAUAAUAACACCAAACGCCGUAGCAACAAAAAUGAAGAUGUCGUCACCGAGGUUGAGAGCCCUGCUCCUGCCAUUGCUCCAAAUACGACUACGACUCGUGCUACACGCUCACAAGGUCCUUCUCCUUCUACUCACCAAAUCCAGGUCCUCGUGCCCACCAUCUCGCCGGCAAAUGGCCGUGCUUCUAACCACGCAACUCCCUCCACACCUACCCCGGUUCCCCAGACUGCAGCUCGCAGCGGCGAAGCAGUGCACGUCCCACCCGUUCCAGAGAGCACGACUAAUGUCGAGAAAAACGACAAUAUCAACACCAAUAUUAGCGGCAAACAAGCCCCGUUUCAGAGUGAGCCUCAGAACAUUUCUUCACGUCCUAUCAAACCUUUUACCCGCCGGUUGCCUGCUAGGCACCAGCCCUUUUCCCGUUUUGCCCCAGUCGCCUCCUUUAUUAGCCCUAGCAACCUGGAGCUCUCUCCAACCCCUAUCAUUGACUUGGAGGGCGGUGUGACUCGCAACGGCGAACGCACCACUCCUAAAGAGAUUGUCUUCUAUCCACCUCCCCUUCCAACAAACCCAGCUUUCCUUACUGCACCUCAGAUAUCCGUUGAACGCAGACCACUGUGCCCUUGCUGCAACCGAAUGCUGGUUUGCCCUGCCAGUCAUGAUACUUGGACCCACAAUGGGUUCUACUUCACGGAAAGAACCAAGCAACUGACACCACUGCCAGCAGUCACCGGCAAACGACGAAGAGAAGUUGACGAGGACAAGGAAAAUGAGGACGCUGAUAAUCAACCAGCCCGCAAAGCAAAACGAGCCCCACCGAAGAAACCUCGACGCAAACCCAUCAAAUCUAGAGAGAUACAUCGUCUCCGUCAAGUGACACCAUAUGCAGACCGCCAACGUCGUCGAGCCCUAGAGAGCCAGGGCAAGAUCCAAAGAACCUUGUUCCGGAUUCCAGAGCUAAUUGCGCAAAAAAAGGCUGCUGAAGCUGCUUCAAAUGAGAACAACAAUGCUAAUGACGAUGAGCAUUCAGAUAUUGAUACUAUCUCUAUUCCUGCAAUUCCUUCUGCAACACAGCUUGCAGUUGUCUCCGACUUGCACUCGUCUCCACCCCAGCUUCAGCCAAGCACACCAGCACGCACUGUGUGGAGCUUUAGCAGCUUGCUCGACUCUGUUCCUCGGUCUAUCUCAAGAUUUCUACCAUUCCGUGCUGACGCAUCGCAGAAUGAGAGACACGAAGAACAUUCACCAAGUGAGCGUCCCGGAUUAACAGUGCAUCACGAAAACCUUUCCCAAAACCUUUCCAAUGAAACAGAAGAGCCUGGCUACGCGUCUCGAAUUCAUGAAAACAAUAACAACCGCCACGAUUACACUACCGUAUCUGCUAGCACGCAUGCAGUUGACCCUUCCAUUUCGGAGGAGUGGAAGGACACUCCAACGGCAUUGCCGACGCCAGCUGUUUCAGCCCCAGUCCGAAGUGUAGCUCUCACCCAGCCAGACUUCGAUGAAGAAGAUCUUUCCUACGACCUAUUCCCGAGAAACCACCCGCUAUCAAGCUACUCCAGAGAAGCCGCUCUCCGCAAAGCCGAAGAAGAAGCCCAACAGGCACGCGAAGAAGCUCGCCUUGCCCAGGAAGUUGCGCGUCAAGCUCAAGAAGAAGCUCGCCUUGCUAAGGAACAAGCUCGACAAGCCCAAGAGACGGUAAAGAUAUACCAGCCAACAUCGUCAAAGGCGAACGCUAACAGAGUAUCCAAGACGACAACACGCAAGGAGAAAAAGAGAAAGCCCAUUCCAAACCCCCCAGGAUGCAGCUAUGGAAUGGACCUUCGCUAUUUCGGGUCGACUUCCAGCUCCGAAGCUGAGUCGUCCGACAACGAACGACCCGAGGAACUAUCGGCCAGCGUUCGACCCGGUGUGCUGAAAGACACGACUGGCACAGACAGCCAAACACCUGCGCGCGGCCCACUUCGACAGCGAAAACAGGUACGGUUUGGCCCUAGCCCGCCAGAAGUACCAUCGAAGUCCCGGUCGACAGACCUCAGCACAUCGACCGUGGUGGACGGCACCCCAGAGUCUCCAUCACAAAAAUCGACGGCACAGGCCACUCCCGCUUCCCUCCCAGUCUCGACAAACGCGUCGCCCCAAGACGUCGAGAUGACAUCGCCAAGCCCGCUGAGGGAGCGGGAGUCCGACAACCAACCCCGAGGGCAAAGCACUUACGGGUUCACGUAUGAAGAGUUGUACGGCGACGACUUCUUCGACGAUAUUGACGAGGAUCCAGCCCCUUCUGGGGCUGGAGCCUCGUCGUCCUCCGAUAUCGUCCAAGAAGUCGGGGUACUCCCACAGCCAAUUCCACGAGGAGUACUUCUUGGCCACUCCAACGGCCAAGUCGCCGCUGCACCUCCUGCGCGACCCGCCCUCGCGACAAUGCCUGUGCCGUCGUUUCGCCCCGCAUCGGUAGGAGCGGCGGCUGUUGAGAGGCAGUUGGCGGACAUGGAAAGGUUCCGCCCUCGGCUUCCCAGCAGCCUGCGCACCGCGGAGCGAUACUCGUCAAGCCCCGUGCCGGCUUCGUCACCGGCUCUCCAGGGGGUAGUAGGACAGGGACCUCUUUCCCACUCUUUUCAGUGGCCUCCGGCCGCUGAUACAGGCUUCACUUUUGAGGCCCAGCCGAGUCACGAACGGCUGAGAGUGGGCUUCCGGCAGAUUCUGACGCAGGAGUAA